Messenger RNA from Aspergillus glaucus CBS 516.65, 901 nucleotides. RefSeq lists its product as uncharacterized. NCBI's taxonomy places the organism in Eukaryota, Fungi, Ascomycota, Eurotiomycetes, Eurotiales, Aspergillaceae. The record is from RefSeq and is a predicted model, not a curated record. The transcript has 3 exons. The coding region runs from base 54 to 806 and encodes 250 amino acids.
AAAAAAAAAAAAAAAAAAAAAAACAGAUUUUAGCCCAUUUAAAAAUCGCCACUAUGUCUUUAACAACCAUGCGUUCUUCACCAUUGACCUUUGCACCGGCACCUCAGGCUGGAAAAGCCGCCCAGGGCCAGCCUGGAUUACUAGCCAAUGACUCUAUUGACAACCAUGAUGCUUUUUUUCGAUUAUCCUUGCCGGAAUUCAAAAACACGAGCCCCGAAAUUUAUGAUACCCAGGAUGAUUCUUUUUGCACUUCAAGAGACCAAGAUUAUUUCACUUCUCCUUUCACGACGGCAGAGAUUAAUGAGCUUCAAUGCCAAUACUUUAACAACUCAGAGCCGUUCUGGUCAGCAUUAAACGAACAAAACGAAGCUAGCAUGCUCCCCGAAAGCAUUAUGCCAACCGGAAACACUACACAUCAACCCCAAGACCCAUCUUUCGAUCCAUUCCUACGCGCACUCCAAGGCUCCCCGGACAACCACACCCUGAAUCAAACGCCAGAUCCACAGAUCUUUGGCCUCGACGAGGCACAUGAAUUACCGCCUAUGGAUGAAAUUCCAAUAUGUUGGGAGCACGGGUGCAACGGCAAAGUGUUCUCAAGCUGGAGCAACUUGCGGCGACACGAGCGAGAGCGGGCCUCUCAAGCCCCGAGGUGCUAUUGCCCACGGUGCGGUGCGUACUUCACUCGGACUACAGCUCGCAAUCAACAUCUUGCCAAUAUGAGCUGUUCGAGAAUUCGUCGGUACUCUAAUGGUCGAACGAGACUUAUUAUGAAAAAGAUACAGGAUAAUUUUGGCUUUCAAUCAUGAGACGGAGUUGGAGAUAUAUAGAACGCAAUGAUUUUAUGAAAUACGAAGUACAAGAGAGCUGUCUUAGAAUUAUGCAAAAUUGACAUGUCUUGUGC